Messenger RNA from Zingiber officinale, 2389 nucleotides. Its product is annotated as probable serine/threonine-protein kinase PBL18. The coding region runs from base 324 to 2219 and encodes 631 amino acids. The record is from RefSeq and is a predicted model, not a curated record. Lineage: Eukaryota; Viridiplantae; Streptophyta; Magnoliopsida; Zingiberales; Zingiberaceae. Gene Ontology annotation, biological process: protein phosphorylation; cell surface receptor signaling pathway. Gene Ontology annotation, molecular function: zinc ion binding; protein kinase activity; ATP binding. The transcript is spliced from 11 exons.
AAACUGCACAGAGUAAGCCCCUAUUUCUUUCUCCUUAAGGUUUCCGAUCUUUUAAGCCUGUGAAAAGUUAAGUUUAAAUACACUAGAAAGCGAGAUAGAAAAAGGGCUGGAUCUCUUCAUCUUCUUGAUAAAACUGCAUCUGGAAUUUGGUUCAUCCGGCUAAGGCAUAGAAUCAACAGGUUCUUUAUUUGCUGAAGAGAAAGAUUGCAGUAGUAUCUUGAAGUUGUAUUGUUGAAAGACUUAACUGUAGGUGUCAUACAUCAAAAUACAGAACAAGGUGAAUCAUCCUUUGUAGGACAUACAAGUUGCUAGUGGUAGCGAAUAUGGCGACUAUAAGUGAUGUGGCCACAGCAAUCUCCCUGAUUGGUAAAGUAAUAAAGGCAGCUACUGAUGCACAAAUGAUGAAGAAGGAAUUUAAGGAGUUAGCAGGCUACUUAGAAUUGAUAAGAGGACAGUUGGAGAUGCUCGAUGACAGGGAGCUUGGUGAUGCUUCCAUGCAAACAUUUCAGAAGAUGGAAGAGGUUUUGCUCCAGUGUCAUGAUCUCGCUGAUAGCUGCCAGCAACGAAGUUCUAUCUAUCUUAUGGUCAAUGGUAAGCGGAUUCAGAAUGAACUCAGAGGGGCACAAGAAAAAAUAACAAAAUAUUUGACGCUUAUUCCACUCAUCCAUUUCACACAAGUUUUUAGGCGGGUUAAGGAAGGAGAUAUAAAAAUAAAUGAGAAUUUGCAGGAACAGGCUAGCGAUGAAUCAGACAUUUCAGAAAGAAUUACCGAAUUUACAGACAAUAGGUUUCAAAGUAAUGCUCACUUGUUCACAUAUGAACAAAGGACAGCCCGAUGCUCAAAGUUUCCAUCAAUACAGGGUCUCAGGGAAGGAUCUAUUGUACACAAUCUUUUCUUGCAUUGCAAGAGGUUGUUUACAAGAUUCGAACACGUGACCUCCAGGUCACACGACAACAAUUUUGCCGUUAUGCCAAAGCUCUCCUUUACCUAUAAACAAAUAGUAAAAAUGACACACAACUUUGAGACAAUCAUUGGCAAAGGAGGAUUCGGAACAGUCUAUUAUGGACUUUUGGAAGAUGGCACUAAUGUUGCAAUCAAGUUACAGAGACACUCAUCACAACAGAGUGACAUGGAGUUCUUCGCCGAGUUGAGGAGCCUAACACAAGUUCACCACAAGAAUCUAAUUUCUUUAAUUGGCUACUGCAUGGAUGGAAGCAACCUUGCUAUUGUCUAUGAGUACAUGCCUCGAGGAGACCUUCAAGACCAUCUGAGAGGUAAAUCUGGGUUUCCUGUGUUGACAUGGGAGCAGAGGCUCCAAAUUGCAUACCAAGCUGCACAAGGAUUGGAUUAUCUGCAUGUGGGAUGCAACCCGCAAAUAGUUCAUAGGGAUGUGAAGAGCUCAAACAUUCUCUUGGGCGCAGAUUUAGAGGCUAAAAUAACAGAUUUCGGAAUUUCCAAGGCUUGGAAUGAGAAUGCCACUUAUACAAGAGUGGUUGGAACAUUAGGGUAUAUUGAUCCAGAGUAUUUAGUAACUGGCCGCAUCAGUAAAGCAAGUGAUGUUUAUGGCUUUGGGAUAAUCCUUCUGGAAAUGAUUUCUGGCCAACUUCCAAUAGUUCAUGGAGAAGAGCAACAUCACAUUGUCAGAUGGAUAUCUCAGAGAAUUGCCAGUGAAGCAAAUUUUGUUGAUACAAGUAUGAACGAAUGCUAUGACCCUAGCUCUGUGCGGAAGGUUCUUCAGCUAGCAUUGAGUUGCACAGACUUAUCAGCUAGUAGGAGACCUCGAAUGGCUGAAGUAGCAAUCCAACUUAAAGAGAUCAUUGAAAUGAAGCCCUUGGAUGAUAUGGAAAAUGAAGAAGUGGAAGAAGCAUUUUUAACCUCAAUUGCUCAAGCUGAUCGCCCUUUAUGCAUGCAUCAACUGUCGGCCAACUUGUUCACAUCAUGGACAGAAAAUACCCCUAGUAGAAGGUUUUGGCGAUGCAAAAGAUGGAAAAUGGCUGGCGAUUGUGGCUAUUUCAAAUGGCAUGACCCUGUGCAGGAAAGUGUCACAAUAGAACAAAUGGAUUUCGUAAUCCACCAAAGGGAUGAGCUAGAUGAGGAGAUAAAGAUGAUGGAUUGCAAGUUGAAAGAUUUGGAAGAAAAAAUUGCUGAAUGUAAAAGGAGUAAGGAGGCUCUAGAAAUGAAGUCAGAGAGCAUGGACACAUUUGACGAGUGUAUGUAAGUUUCAUUAAGCAAGAUGUUCUUAGGGUUCUCUCUUAGACAUCUAAGGGAGUUGUUUGCUGAUGUUCCUUGCGAAGGAACAAUGUCUAUAUAUAUACUUGGUUCAGUUGUAUUUGAUGUUUAGUUUUGCCAUUGAAAUAAUAAUAACCCAAAAAUAUGUUGAACAGAUGA